Molecule: messenger RNA, 1343 nt
Organism: Hydractinia symbiolongicarpus
Lineage: Eukaryota; Metazoa; Cnidaria; Hydrozoa; Anthoathecata; Hydractiniidae
Exons: 1
Coding region: 23-592 (189 amino acids)
Source: RefSeq, a predicted model, not a curated record
CGAAUAUUGAAGUUAUACAUGUAUGAUAAUAUAUUUUAGUGACAAUAUGUGGUAUUAUUUUAUUGCUCAUGUUGUCUACCAUUUUACAAGAUGGUUUCCGAAAGACCAACGAUUUGGAGUACGAAUGUUUUCAAUCUUCAUAUCAGGAUUAUUUCUUAUUCCACAAUUUAUCGUUUUGGUUAAGCCAUCAAGUGAUAGGUAUUGUGAUCAGCCAUUAUUAAAUCUACUAAUAGCUUCUCUUGGUAUGACGUUAGCGAUGAUUGCUUUUUCGUUUUUGUUUACCAUGAUGGAGCCUGUACCAUGGAAAUUAAGAAUUGGUUUUCAUUUUUUUGGAUUUUUCUCUCUUCUUGUUGGUUUAAUUCAAUUUGGCAUCACUUUGGAUUCACACGAGUGCGACGUAACUACACCAUCAUUGUACGUGUUGUCGUUGUCGUUUGGCAUUCUGGCGUUUGUUACUGCUUUAUUUAUUUGCAUGAUAGCUCCAUUCUGGUUUGUCAAUUACUUUUGGCCAGGAACUGUUCUGAAUCGAAAAGAACGAAGAGGAGUGUGUUACGAGCCAGUUAAGUGCUGCUCCUGUAUAUGGCACGUUUGAUAAGGCUUUGAAUAAUGCAAGGAAAAACUGUAAAUACAAGAUGGUGUUAUGAUUUUACUCUUCUUAAUGUGUAUAUCAAAGAGUUUAAAACUCCCUUACCAACAUAAUUAGUUCCUUUAAUAAAUAAUAGUACAAAGUUGGUUAUAGCUUGAUGCAAAGAUUAUUUAUAAAUGUUUUGUUAAUAUUAAUCUUUCAAUUUUUAGUAAUUGUUGAAGAACCAUAAAACGUUAGUUCUUCCACAAUUAUUAAACUGUUUAUUAAAACGUAAAGGCAGUACGUAUAUAGAGUCCUGAUGUGCACCAGAGUGUUAAAAUGGUGUUGUUAAGAUAUAAUUCCAUAUUACUUUACUAUUCACAUUUACUAUGUGUAUUUUUCAACAAGGUUUUUCGUGAUUUCAAACAACAACAAGUUCUCCUUUGAAACAAUAUAUAAUAAUUUUUGAUCAAUACAAAGUAACUUUUUUUUUCAAAUUUUUCCAAAUUGCCUUAUAUUUGUUUCUUUUUGUCAGAGAUUUUUCUUAAGGAAAAUAAUUUGUUUAUAUAUUGUGAUUCUUUUCAGGAGUGGAGAAUAUAGCUUUGUAAAUUCUAUUCAUAUAUAAUAAUAUAUAAUUAAAACAUGAUUUCUGUCAUAAAACUAUUUUAUAUCCUGUAACAUUUGUGAUUUUGUAUUGUUGUGUAUAGAUAUAACAUUGGACUAAUAUAUGAUGUAUAUAUUAACUUGAUGAAAAAUAAUAAGGACAUAUAUAUAAGGA